Messenger RNA from Saccostrea cuccullata (small rock oyster), 2702 nucleotides. RefSeq lists its product as uncharacterized. Lineage: Eukaryota; Metazoa; Mollusca; Bivalvia; Ostreida; Ostreidae. Gene Ontology annotation, molecular function: DNA binding. The transcript is spliced from 4 exons. The record is from RefSeq and is a predicted model, not a curated record. Gene Ontology annotation, biological process: DNA integration; DNA recombination; mRNA transcription. Gene Ontology annotation, cellular component: nucleus. The coding region runs from base 546 to 2300 and encodes 584 amino acids.
UGUGAAUUUAAAAUUGAUAAUUUGCUUUCGGGAACCUUGGAGGUUCAUACAGUUUUAAGAGUAAGAUUCAAUGGACCGGGGGUCCGUUAUUUUAUGUAGAGAUAAUGGAAUUUUCUUUAUAAUUGAUUUGCAUGGUUUUAAUCUGGAUAUGUGUGAGCUGUUGUUAUAUGAAUGUAAUUCAAACAGCUGUAGAAUGCGAGGAGCAUUUUAUUAUGUGGGAUUUUGUUGGACAUUUUCCAUCGGACUCAAUUAUAAGUGAUUUUGAUAGUAAAAUUUGUGAAUACAUGUUUGCUAUUCUUGAAAUUUUGUUUUGGACUGUGUUAUUUAUACUUUUCGGUGAACUAAUUUUGUCCGGCGAGUGGUGUUCACCGGCGUGUGACGAGGUAUUACAAGGUGUAAAAUCUCGUGCGUGUUUGGUUUAAGUGUACAGUGAGUCUAUGUAUAUUGAGAAUUCGUGAUAUUUACUAGUGUAAGAAAAAAAAAUCUUUUUAAGUAUUGGGAAUGUUUAAAUAUUAUAUUUUUGACGUUUUUAGAGCGAAGUAAGAAUGGCUGUGGUGCUAAAACCCAGGCACAGUUUAAUUGGAAAAAGUUUGGUGCCAGUAGUUUUGAAGUUGAAAGCUUCAGAUGGUAAUUCGGAGGAUCUGACGUUGGCCAGGUUGAAAAGAGGAUAUCCUUUAGAGGAUUACUCAUUGGCUGAACUCAGAACAGAGUUUGAAAAACUGACAGGAGAGUCAGUCAAGGAUAUUCUGAUGUUGGCAGGAAAGGAGGAUAAUAUUGAGACUGUAAGAAUCCUCAUGAGUUACACUAUUGAACAUGCCAAUACGGUUGGGGCUCCUAGGGGCCAGGUACUAGAGGCAACUGCUACUGCUUCUACCUCACGUGACAAUGCUUCUGGCUCUUCAAGUAGUACGGUAACUGCCCAAAGGGAUCAACCCUCGGGAUCUUCGAGUGGUAACUCUCAAGAUAUGGCUGGCAAGAAAGAUGGAGAAGGACUGGAGGAUCAGCUUAAGAGUAUGAAAGAGGAUCUUAAAGCGUUGAAGAGUAGACGAGAUGACUUACAGGUAUAUACUCUUCAAGGCCAAGAAGAUUUUACCUGUGGAGGUGGUCAAAAACAUUCAGAGGGGGAAAAGAUUUCUACCUUGGAAUAUUUAAUGGAGAGACGAUUAAGUUAUUUGGAUCAUUUGGUAGAUGAUACGGCAUAUAGUCGCCAGAAAUGUUCUUUAGAGAAGGAAUUCACUUAUUUUUUAAGAGAGUAUAGAGAUGGGAAAGGAUUAGUAGAUGCAAAUCCUGAGGAUAUUCGUCAUUUUCUUGUUCUAAAAGAUAAGAACGGGAAAACUCAGGUGCACGAUAUUAAUUGUCAGUUCCUUGGGAAAAAGGGUUCAUUUGCAUGUGGGUGUCCUCACAGACUUGCAGUAGGCACAGUAAGAUCAAUUUUAGGAAAACUAAAACCUAUUUUUGCUUCUUAUGGGAAAGGGUUUGAUUGGGAUAGUAGGUACAAUAUUGGUAACCCUGUAUGUUGUUCAAGUGUUAAAAAAUAUGUAAAAGCGAUACAGUUGGAACAAUCUAAGUCACAUGUUUGUGUACAACAAGCCAAACCUUUGUUUAUUAGGAAGCUUAAGGAUAUAUCAAAAUAUAUUGCAAGCCAGUUGGAAAACCCCGAAUUGUCCCUUUCAAAACGUUAUGUGUUACUUCGGGACCAGGCAUUCUUCAAGAUACAGUUUUUCUCAGGGGAUAGGGCACAUGAUCUUGGUUUAAGUUUAUCGCAGGAGGUUAUCAUUUUGGGAGAUGGUAAGGGCCUUAUGUUUUCUCAUACAGUAGGGAAGACUUUAGGCACGGGAAAGGUAAAUGAGUUUAUGGUUCCUAGGGUUGAAGAAAGUUUGCUCUGUCCUGUGAUGGCUUAUAGAUCCUAUGUUGAGGGUUCUUUGGAUAUGGGUGUAAAUUUGAAAACAGGUUAUUUGUUCCGUACUCUUGAUCCUUCAAAAGGUUCAGUCACUGACUACCCGGUAUCCUCAAGUACUAUGUUUGAACGUUUGAAAAUUUAUUUGUCAGUUCUGGGAAUAGAUGAAGGGGAAACUCCACAUGGGAUUAGAGGUGCUUGUGCAAUUACUUUAGCAACUUCUGGUGCAGUGGCAGGGGAAGUAAUGGAACAUAUUGGUUGGGCUACAAAUUCCUCAUAUAAAAGAUAUAGUAGGGUGGGGAAAAUGCUCGAAGGGGGUUCUGUGGGGAAUAUCAUGACUAAGCUUGCGACAAGUGAUUUUGACCAGUCUGAGAGAGUAUUUAAAAGUUUAAUGGGUGAAUAAUCGUUUCCUCAUAUCUUACUAAGAGAUGAUUAUUGUCAUAUUGCCUGUUUAGUGGUGAGCUAAAUAAAGAUGUUGUUUGCAUUAAAUUUUUGGCUGUUUUCUUUUGUUAAUUUUGAGAUAUAGAGUUUCUUUAAGUAUUGGGUGAGUAUUGGGUAAGGCUGGAGAGUUGUUAUGUAAACAUGCUUAAUAAUUUAUGAGGAUAAUUUGUCCAGUUUUCACUCUUUUACCCAAUACUUAAAGAAACUUGGUCAUAUUGAGCAUAGACUUUACUUAGAAUAUUUUUAUAUUCUAAGUUAAGUCUCGCGAGAUGUGACUAUAUUUAAAUCACUCGAGUGGCGGCUGUUGGGGGGGUUGCAUGGAGAAUGUUUUCCUGCAUCCUGCGGAAAUGAACGGGAAAAGGUU